This is a messenger RNA of Tetrahymena thermophila SB210, 4056 nucleotides long. RefSeq lists its product as hypothetical. The transcript has 2 exons. NCBI's taxonomy places the organism in Eukaryota, Ciliophora, Oligohymenophorea, Hymenostomatida, Tetrahymenidae. The record is from RefSeq and is a predicted model, not a curated record.
UAAAUUAUAAUAUCAAAAUUAAAUACUAUUUAUAUUUUAAAUAUUUUUGUUAGGAAAACUACCAAUAUGAAGAAAUUAAUCACUCAAAAUUCUUUUUCUCUAAAUCAAUUAGACAGCUUUUCUAAUUUACCUGACUAGAAAGGUACCGAAUCAGAACAGCGAUUAGAAAGAAAUGCUUCAAGCUGUCCAGAAGAGAACAUUUAGCAGCUACUUUCACCUUUUAUUACUGAAUAAAUGAAGAGAUAAGACGACGAAAUAUGGAGUUAAGGCCACAACAAUAGCUAAAUUCAUUAAUUCUAUUCCAAUGGAGGUAAAAAUGAUAUUAGUAAUAAUGUAUCUCAUCUUUAAGAAAGUAAUUUAAAUGAUUUUUCAUAUGAUGAUGAUGAGGAAAAUAAGAACAUAACCAUUGGUGGAAUACCUCUCUAAAACAUCUACGAAAAUAGUGAAUGGAUCAAACCAUUUUAGUGCUUUCUUUGUAACAAUGUAGCUGUAUAACCUAUAAGAUGCACUAGCUGUUCAGGCUUGUUUUGCAAGGGUUGCAUCCUCAGCUGGGAAUCUAGAAAUGAAUUGAGGAAAGUUUGUCCCAAAUGUCAGAAUCAAUAAUCAUUUAACAUUUCUACAUAAGAAUCAGAGCUUAAACCAGAUUACAAUACUUAAAAGUUUCUCCAAGAUAUAAAUGUAGAUUGCGUCUAUAAAAAGAAUGGAUGUCAAGAUAUCAUAACAUACGCAGAGUAUGAAGACCACGUCAAAAACUGUCCUAAAAGAAUGAAAAUUUGCUUAAAUUGUGGAGAAAAUUUCAUUUAUGACUAGUCUGACUUGCAUAAAAAUUUAUGCUAGUUACAGAGCAUACAAAUGGAUAAUAAUAGAUCUAUUUCCGAAUAUUCAAUUCGUCCAUCACAAUUAGGAUUUUAAAGUGAUUUAAAAACUUUCUCAGAUUUACCCUCAAUCGGUGGCUCUAACGCGAACAUAUAUAACAACUAAUUUGGAACCAAUAAAAAUGCAAAGCCUAAGCGAAAUUCUGAAAAAAUUCAUGUAAGAAAUUUUAAAUAAAACCAAAAUAAGGGUAGAUUUGACUCUCCUCAUAGUUUGUCAUACAUAAAUCCAACUUUAUAGCAGAUAUAAGAAAACAACAGUAUGAACUAAAUAGAAGAAAUGUGCAUUCAUGAAAAUGAGUAAAGGUAAUAGCAAUAAAUGUAUUUAGAAAAUAGUAAGAUAGAAGAAGAGAGUCAAUUAUUAAAUUAAACAGAAAGUAAUAAAUAAGUAGAUCACCAAAUAUCACUAUAAAAAGUUAGAAACAGUGAUAGACAAACAGGCUCAAACAAUAAUAGUGGUAUUUACAACGAAUAAAAUAACAGUAGCUAUAUAAAUUAAAACAACUAGAGUAUUGAUAAACAAAAUAAUUAGUUAAAUGCGAUAUAAGUGUAACCUUAGCAAGUGAUAAGCAUUAGUCAAAAUAAUUCACAUUUGAUCAUAGGAAUUUCAUUUCUUAUUUUAAUUCUUCUUUCUUUGUUAUUGUUUAACCAAUACACUUAAACUCAGCAAACAAAAUAAGAAAUAAAUGAUAAUACUAUCUCUAAAAUUUAUAAAGACUCUUUCCAAUUCCAAAAAGAAAUUUAAGAGUAUUUAAAUUAAAUCAGAGAAAAAUACAACAACUUUUAGCAUCAACAGCAGAAUGAAAUUACUUCUGUUAAAUCGAAUAUAGAAAACUAUAUCAACUCCAUAAAAUUAUUAUAGCAAAGUUAGGAUGAGUAGUUGAAAACUUAAAUUAUAAGCAAAGUGCAAGAGCAAAAUGACAAGAUAAUAGCAGCUGUAAAUAAUUUAAAGCAAGAUUAUGAAACCAGCCUAAAAGAUUUAAUAAGAAAAUAAGAAUUCUUUCAAAAUGAUUUUACAAAAUUUAAAUCUAAUUUUAGUACAAAUGAUUAAAAAAUAGAAUAAAAUAAUCAAAUGAUUAUAAGUCAAAUAAAAAGUGAUUUAGAUGCAAUUUUAGAGAGAUAAUUAAGCAUAUAGCUUGCUGAAAAUAAUAAUGCAUUGAAAUAAGUGGUAAGCGAUCUAAGCAGUAUCGAUCUUUUUAUUAAGAAACAAGAUCAUGAAUUAUAGCAAAUUAAACAAAUUUAAACAUAAUAAUAAGAGAUUUAGUCAGAAUAAAACUAAUUAUAAAAGACUUCCGAUAAACUGUAUCAACAAUUUUAUGAAACUUUAUAAAGCAAUAUCACAGCAAUUCAUUAAAAUCUUAAUCAUUAAAUAAAUAACAAUAAAAUAUUGUUUUAGGAAUAAAUGAAAAUUUUAACAACAGACAUUAAAAAUCUAAGCUAAAAUUCAGAAGAAAAUAAGUAAAUUUUACAAAACGAUAACAAAGAAGUAAAAAAUUUAAUUAAGACUUACAAUUUAGAAUUAAAAACAUCAAUGGAAGAAAUUUUAAUACAGAUAAAAGAUUUAAAUAAACAAAUGUAAGAAUUGUAAAUAGCUCAAUAAAAAUAAAGUAAUAAUCUUUCUCAAAAAUACGAAUAAGCUAUCAAUCAAAUUUAAUUAAAUAAGGAACAAUCUGAAUAAUAACAAAAGUAAAUAUAUAAUAAUCUGAAUGAAAAAUUAUCUCAAUAAGAUGUAGAAUUGUAAAAAAAAUUUGAUAAUUUAUUUGAAUAAAUUAGCGUAUAAAUUCAAAAAUAAAUCAAAAACAAUUAAAUAGACUAUGGAAAUGAAUUUGAAAAUAUAAAAUAAGAGCUUAAUAAGCUAAGAUAACUUUUUGAAAGAUUAAGUUUAAAUUAAUUAAAUGUUAACAACUAACAGUUGCCUAAUAACUAAGUUAAUAAUAAUACAAAUUAAGGUAGUUUAUUUAAUUCUGACAUGAAAGAAUAUUUUGAAUAACAUUUAACAAAAAUUUAUUAAGACUUAAAUUUAUUAAAAUAGUUUAAUAAUAACUAAAAUUAACUCAUUUAAUAAUUAACUUAAAAUCAACCAUCUAAAUAAAAUUAUCAGGAUAUUUAACUAGUAAUCAACAAGCUUACUCAAGAUGUUUAAAAUAUUUCAUUAGAAAUAAGCUAAAAAAGUAAAAGUGAAGAUCAAAAUUAAUAAAAUUAAUAUAAAAUAAUUUAAAAUCAAAUUAAUUAGAUGGCAUAGUAAUUAGAUAAUAUUACCAAAAAUUAAGUUAUAUAAAGCUAAACAAUAACCUAAUUAAAUAGUUAAGGUUAAUAGCACUAAUUAGCUGAAGAAACUUAAAUUAAAAAGUUAUCUGCAGAUGUCAUGUUAAUGAACUCUAUGCUAAAUAAAAUAUUAGAAGCAUAAAACAAAAACAAAGAAAUCAAAAUUGAAUAAUUAGAUCUCAGUGAAUUGAAAUAAAAUUUAGAAUUAUAAUUAGAAAAAUUUAUCAAACACAGCGAUAAAUAAGCACCUCAGCUUUAAGAAAUAUAACAGUAAAUUUAAAUGUUGUAAUAAGUUUACUCAUAAGAAAAUUAAAAACUUGCAAAAAAAUUAGAAGAAGAUAAUAGUAAAUUAAUUGAAUUAAAAUAAUAAUUAGAAAAUAUUUAAAAACAAUUACUUAAUCUGAAUUCAACUUAAAUAAUACUCAAUUAAAAUAGUUAAAAUGAUAUUAACCAAACGAAUUAACCUUAAGAUUAAAAAUAUAAAAACAUAAAUUAGGCUAAUUAAUAAUAGUAAAUAGAAUACUCUUAAGUUAUUAUACCAUUUAAUUAUUAAGGAGAAGAAGUCAAAGUAUAAAAAUUGAAUUACUUUUAAGUUCCAGAGAUUGAAGAUGGAAGCAAAUUUUUAGGUUGUAAUUCAGAAAUAAUAUAAGAGUUGUCUUUUGGAAAAAAUAAACCUUAAUUCAGUCCUUUCAUAAAAGAGAUAGAUUAGACAGUUUAAAUCAAAUAAAUUACAACUUAUUACAAUCAGUUAAAUUAAUUGGUAUCUUUACAAUUUGAAUUUAAGAAUAGUUCUAAUAAGCUUAAAUGUGGAAAUAUCAAGAAUUAGAUUUUUAAAACACAAUCUAUAUAAAUAGAAAGUUAGUUGAUUUAAAUUUAAAAAGACGAGAAUCAGUUUGUUUUGAUCAUUUCCAAGCAUUGA